UUUGGCGUUUUUUCCCCCGCCGAAUAAAGACUGCAGCAACAAACAGAGGAUAAUACAAUAUUGACAAAUUAAAAGAGAACUCUCUCUCUCUCUCUCUCUCUCCAUGCUGAUGAUGAGCUGAUCCACUCACUUCAUUUCAUCCUCAUCUCUUGUUCCUUCCAAUAAUACCACGAAUCGAACCCUAGGAUAGGCUCAUAGGAGGAAGCAGCAGCUGCAGACAAGCAUGGCUACCCAGUCUCCCACUCAAAAUCAAAAUCAAGGUGCUGAAAGUGCGGAACCAGCAGCAAAUGUGGAUCAGCAGGGUGCCACAGAGGAACCUGUCAAACAGAGCUCCACGCCUUUGGUUUUUGUAAAUUCGGAGCCGAUGAGGGAAGAACAAGUUCAGAAUGCUGUGAAAUUUCUGUCACACCCCAAAGUUAAAGGCUCUCCUGUCAUGUACAGGCGAUCCUUUUUGGAAAGGAAGGGCCUUACCAAGGAGGAGAUAGAUGAAGCCUUUCGGCGUGUGCCAGAUUCAGCUCCGACUGUGCAGACAGGUGGUGUCACUCAAGAUGGACAAGUAAAAUCUUCAUCGAACAUUCAACAACAGGCCCAACCACAAGCUUUGCAACCUGGUCUACCUGCCUCUGCUGGAGUUAAUACUUCAUCAGCAACCUUGUCCCGCUCCAGAUUUCACUGGUCCCAUGCCCUUAUUGCAAUUGGAGUAUUGGCUGCUUCAGGUGCUGGAACAGCUAUAGUAGUUAAGAAUUCCAUUCUUCCUCGCUUGAAAUCCUGGAUACGCAAAGUUGUCGUAGAAGAAGAUGAUGAAGAAUUAAAGAAAUUAGACAGAAAACCGACACUGGUGGAGGAAGCUGCACAAGCUGCAAAGUCUGCUGCGGCUGCAGCUGCAGAUGUUGCAAAAGCUAGCCAAGAUAUGCUGAUUUCAAAAGAGGAAGAGAGAAAACACUUUGUGGAAGUUGUGAGUCUUUUAGAUAUGCAAGUACAGGAAAUGAAGUCAAUGACUAAUGCAUUAAGACGAAUAGAAGCACAAGAAGAUCUCCGAGUCACUCAAACUAAUACAAAGCAACUGAUUGUCAAUGGCAAGGCUGAUUAUGACUUGCAUUCAGUGAGAUCUACAUCCCCACCUGUAUCAUACGAACCACCGAGUUCUCUUCAUCCAAAGUCAUAUAUGGAGAUAAUGAACAUGGUUCAAAGAGGGGAGAAGCCUUCAAACACUAGACCUUGGGAGGUUAGUCAGGUUCAGAACUCGUCUACCCAGGUGCCUCAUGCUCAGGGAAAUGGAGAAUACUUGAAUUCAAAGGUCCAAGAUUCCACUCAAUCCAAUGGUGACGGUGAUGAUGCGCUACCCUGGUGGCAGAGGAAAAAUGCUAGAAUCAGAGAAAUUGGUAAUGAAACUGAAUAUAAUGGAAAUGGAUCAAGUUAUGGUGUUGCAUCCAAUCAGCCACCACCCCAACGCACAUGGGUUCCCCCUCAACCUCCCCCCAUAGCAAUGGCAGAGGCUGCAGAAGCAAUCAGGCGCCCGAAGCCAGCGGCCCAAAAGGAUCAGAUGUCGGAUACUCAGUCUGUAGGUAAUUCUUCAGAUGUGUCUGAUGAGGUUACUAGGAUCCCAAGGCGAUCAGAAUCUGAAGGUGCGGUCGAGGGUGGCAGCAGCAGCUCGAUUCCCAGCACAGUUGAGAUACAAGAAGACCAAGAACUCAGACGGGAAUAGAAAUUAAGGCGAAUCAGAAUACACCAUAACAAACUUGAAGCUUGGAAAAUAGAAUUUGGAGUAGUCCUAAAUUAUGGAUAAGCCUGAAACAAUUUAUUUCAUAAUUGCCGAUACAAGAUGCAAACGCAUGGCCUUUUCUAUACCAUAAUAUUUGUACCAAGUGCGAGACGCUUUGAUGUCCUGAUUUUUAGUAGGAUGACACUUUUAAAAUGGAUAUAUAUACAUAUUAAGAAGAAAUAAUAAGUUGGCUGUUAGCAACAUUCGGUUUUCGUA
Molecule: messenger RNA, 1978 nt
Organism: Arachis ipaensis
Lineage: Eukaryota; Viridiplantae; Streptophyta; Magnoliopsida; Fabales; Fabaceae
Product: peroxisomal membrane protein PEX14
Biological process (GO): protein import into peroxisome matrix, docking
Cellular component (GO): peroxisomal membrane; peroxisomal importomer complex
Molecular function (GO): signaling receptor binding
Source: RefSeq, a predicted model, not a curated record